This is a messenger RNA of Pangasianodon hypophthalmus (striped catfish), 4086 nucleotides long. Its product is annotated as butyrophilin subfamily 1 member A1-like. The transcript is spliced from 9 exons. Gene Ontology annotation, molecular function: protein binding. The coding region runs from base 532 to 1992 and encodes 486 amino acids. The record is from RefSeq and is a predicted model, not a curated record. Lineage: Eukaryota; Metazoa; Chordata; Actinopteri; Siluriformes; Pangasiidae.
UGCAGCAUCCUCAGCACCCCCACUUUCCACGUCCUUGAAUCAAGAGCUAAAUCCCACAGAUAGCAGCUCAGCAGGCAGUCAAAUGGCAUUGUGGGUAAUAUAGAAAACCAUUAACCAAAAUGAAAAUCACCAUGUCAAAAUAUUCGAUGCCACUGAAAAAAAUAUGUUAAUUAUAAAAAAUAAACUUGCAAGAUGUUUGGGGUGAAUUUUUCCUUGAGUGAGAAUGAGUGCGGAAAAUGAGUGAGGAUCUUAUGUUCAGUAUUUUAAAUUUGGCCUGUUGCAACAUGCAGCAAGAUUAAUCACCUCAAAGACACUAUCUCACUUCUCAUCAUACUUUAUUUAAAAAAAAGGCGUGUUUAGUCUCGUAUUUAAAAAAAAACAGGUUGCACAGGUUACAUAAACGAAAGUACACCAGACUUUGGGACAAAGGGCCUUUAUUUUUAGUGUCUUCUUACUUACUUUUGUGUUAAAUUGUGCACCUAGAGCAAUUCGUAAAAUGUUAUUUAGCUUGUGAAAAAGACUGAAGAAAUAAUGAUAAACUCUCUUUCAGGGAUGUUUUUGUGUGCGACUCUCCUGAUUCUCUACAGCUUUAUGGACUCUCAAUCAGAGGCUCUAAAUGUGUUUGGUCCAGAAGUUCCUCUUGUUGCUGUAGCUGGUGAAGAUCUGGUUCUGCCCUGUUUUCUUAAACCCAGUACGAGCGCUGUGGACAUGACAGUGGAAUGGAUCAAACUAGAUGUAGAGCACUCAUUAGUGCAUCUCUAUAAUGAUCAUGAAGACAGAAAUGCAAAGCAGGCUCAGCCCUACAGAGGAAGAACAUCACUGUUUAAAGAGGAGCUACAGAAAGGCAACGCUUCACUCAAACUCUCAGCUCUGCGAGUCUCUGAUGAAGGAAGAUAUAAGUGUCUCGUUGAGGACGAAUCCUGGUAUGAUGACAUCAUUGUGAACAUCAUUGUCGAGGCUCAGGGAAGCCACCCGGUGAUCACAAUGGAGAGUUAUGAUAACUCAGGAGGGAUUAAUCUAGUGUGUGAGUCCAGAGGCUGGAAACCUGAACCUGAGGUUCUGUGGCUGGACAGAGAAGGAGCCGCUCUGCCUGCUGAAGCUACACAGAUACACAGAGACACUGAGGGCUUCAGUGUGAAACGCCGCAUCACUGUUUAUGAUUAUAGCAACUCCAACAAGUUUUACUGCAGAUUUCGACAAAUUCGUCACAUGAUGGAGGCAGAAGUUAUCAUUAAUAGUAAAGUCUUUGAUGCUUGGAAGUUUGCUGUUGGCAUUUCAGUUCCAGCAUGUCUUACUGCUUUAGGACUGAUAGUAACUGCAGCUAUUUUUUACAAGAAAGUGCUGCCGAGACAGAGUGUGGAACGCGAGUUUGCAGCGAUGGAGAGGGUUGUAGAGCCGCAGAGACGGAGGAUAAAACACGUGUUAGCAGAGAUGAAGAAGUUUGCAGUGGAUGUGACUCUGGAUCCUGAUACAGCUCAUCCCAAACUCAUCCUGUCUGCUGAUGAAAAACAAGUGACGUGUGGAGACACAGAACAGGAUCUCCCUGAUACACCACAGAGAUUUACUUCUUAUUACAGUGUUGUGGGAAAGCAGAGUUUCUCCUCAGGGAGAUUUUAUUAUGAGGUGCAGGUCAGAGGGAAAACUGACUGGACAUUAGGAGUUGUGAGAGAGAACAUUAACAGGAAGAGGAUUACACUGACUCCUCAGACUGGAUUCUGGACUGUGGACCUGUGGAAUGAGAAUCAGUAUGAGGCUCUUGCUGAUCCUGAAGUCCCCCUCACACUGAGAGAGAAGGUGGAGAAGGUGGGGGUGUUUGUGGAUUAUGAGGAGGGUCUGGUCUCCUUUUAUGAUGUGAAGUCCAGCUCUCAUAUCUACUCUUUCACUGCUCAGUCUUUCACUGAGAAACUCUAUCCAUUCUUCAAUCCUUGGUACAAUGUAGGAGGUAAAAAUUCAGCACCACUGAUCAUCUCUCCUGUAUUUAACACUGAAUGAAUUUUCACCUCACAGAUUUAAUCAUCUAUUAAAUGGUGAGAAUAAAAAGAAAUAUUUGACUUUUUUGGUGAAUUUUAGAAAUACAUAUUCCCUUUUAAAGUGCUGUACAGUUUAUUUUAAUACCUGGGGUUUAUUUUUUAAUUUUAAUCCUACAGUCUGUUUUUUACACAUUAUGAUUGUGGAACUUUGUCAUUACAAAUCAAAUAUUAAUAAAGAUCAUUUACAGUUCACACUGAGUUUUACUGCAGAAUUGAAUCUGAUCAAUAAAAUGGAUUAAGUUCAGCUGCUGAUGUCUGUGUAGAUAACUGAACAAAACUGUUUCUCCUUCAGACUCCAUCAAACACAAAUACAAUCAAAUUCAGCUUUUAUUUAGAAAUAAAAAUGUCAGGGUUAUUCUGUUCUUUAAAAAAAGAAAAAGAAAUGAAAUGAAUGAAUAAGUGAAUCUUCUACCUGCGCUGUUUUCCAUCAGUAAAUGUUCAUAUCGUAACUGAGAACAAAUUACUUAAACGUAGGAUGACAGAGGGAGCCUCAUUAAUAUUCAUGACGAAGCGCCACCUGAUUGGUCAGUGACACGUUUCGGCUCUGACGUUUCAUGUUGCUGCACGCGACCGUUUUGUGGCUGCUGUGAAAAGUCAUGGUGAGGAGAUUACACUGACUAGUGCAAGAACCAGGAUUAACCACCCGGAAAUACACCUUUUAUUUUAUUUUCUGUUUGAAAAGCCAGCUAGCUCUGCAGUAAAGUGACAUUUUCCUUCUGCUUUCAUCAAUAUUUCAGUCCCGCUGUGGUUUUAUGGAGUAGGUUUGCCACACUGAAAUGAAAAUGAAAGAAUAAAAAUUACAAACAGGUAUGAGGUGUGCUCCGUUAUAACUCGCUAUAAUUCCCCCACACUGCCACUGCAGACUCCAGAUAAAGAAAUAAUACGAUAGUCAUAAGACACGUUUCUUCAUUAAUCUGAUUCAAAUCCAUGAUUGCCUUCGCAGUGUUCUGUUGCUAUAGUGAUGCAGGCGCGCGCUCCCGAGAGGGGAAGCAUUUAAUGACAGGAGAUGCAAAACGGUACAACACGCUCCAGGCUCGAUUGCCUUUGCCUAGCCCUGAGUAACCCGGAUGUUAAACUUGAGGUUUUCCGUGUUGAAUUUUGCAGCCUGAAUUUGAUUGGUUAAAUUUGAGCUCUGAAAUUAGCAACCUGAAUACAAUCAGUGCAAUAUAAACAAAUCAGUCAUUUACAGAUGCACUAAUAAAAACAUACAGGAAAGUCCCAUGAAAAAAUAUUCUUAGAAAAGUUUUAAAUCCGCUGUUUGAGCUCUUUGCAGCAAAACCGUUUCCCCAUUUACUCACUAUGGCUAUAAAAGAGAGAGAGCGAGAGAGAGAGAGAGAGAGAGAGCGUGUGUGUGUGUGUGUGUGUGCGCGCGCGCGCCUGUCACCUCAGUUUUUAGUGAAUGCUCUUAAUACUUGAAAAUUUACACUUUACACUUCAAAUUUUCACUUUGUAAAUAUACAGAAUUCUGAUUUACAGUCUUGUUAAUGCUGACAUUCCUGUUAUGGGAAUAAAACUUACUGUCUCUGAAACAGCUGACUAUUGUUAUACCUUGUUACAACCCCAAUUAGUCUAGGGGGUAUGUGGGGAAUAACACUUAUUUGAUUAUUAAAAUAUGAGUGGUGUGUGGGUAAUCACGGACCAGUAACCAGUAGUGCAAAACAACCCAAGUGAUUUAUUUAUCAAUAUACAAGUAGUGAAGUGUGUAGUGUCGGGUGAGAGUGAUUAUAUUUACAAACUAUUUACAGUAAGACAGAAAAGGACACCAAAGAGGAAAAAGGGACGCGAGCGGCACCAAAGCAAAGAAAUGAACAAAACAAAACAAGUCUACCUAUUUAGCCCUCUAACCUAACUACAAACAAAGAUAGAAAGUAAAUCUUCAGCGUCCAGGACACUCUAACUACCUACACUAUCUAGCCAAACCAAAAGUACAGAGGGUGGUGCUCGCUCCUAACCUAGUGUGUCUAAUACAAAUAAAACGGACCUCCUGCGUGCUGCACCAUGUAUGUCACGUGACGUACUUACCUGUCCCCUUUUCCCCAACACUAACAGAGUCACA